CGCGGAGACCGCAGAGACCGCAGCGCGGAGAGCGCAGAGACCGCAGCGCGGAGAGCGCAGAGCGCAGAGCGGAGACCGCAGGAACGACCGUCUGGCUCACAUCAACCGUCCAGUCGGAGCACUCGGCUAUGCUGGAAGCGCUUCAAAGCGACUGAUGAACCUGAAGCAGGGUGCCGGCAGCGUGGCAAACUACUCUGUUGGAUUUUGGACGCUGGCGGCGGACUCCAAGUGGAAUGAGGAGGCACUGCAGGGAGCAUUUCUCAAUGGUCUGAAUGACUCCGUCAAAGAUGAACUAGCGGUCCGGGAUGAACCUAAUGAUUUAAUGAUGAUUUAAAGCGAAAAAAUGCGACUUCCAUCAGCGUUCGGUCCCCUUCCUGGGAUUGAGAGUGUCUGCAGACCCGGAGAAGACCAAGGCGGUUACUGACUGGCCCAAGCAAAGAGACACUUCUGGUGGCCUUCGGUGGAAGCUGAUGUCCGAGUCUACGUGGCAGCCUGCUCGAUCUGUGCUCGGGGUAAAGCCACCCACCAAUCGCCCUCUGAACUUCUGCAACCCCUUCCAGUCCCUAGUCACCCCUGGUCUCACGUGGCGUUGGAUUUUGUCACCGGCCUACCUAUGUGUGAAGGGUUGAUCAGUAGCUCUGUACUUACCUGAGCCAUGAAGACCCAGAAUGGCGAGGGUGUUACACCCCCUUCACAUCCCUGCCGACAGACGUCUACUUUUACCUUAAGAGGAAGAAAGAAGGACGGUUUGAUUCGAGGCAGACUUCGCAUCCGCUCCAUACCUGGAGCCUUCUUGGUGCUGGGGGUCAUCGUGGUGGUUGUUGGCACUGCUCUGGCUGUGGCAGGAUACUGGCCCUACUGGUUACAGAGAACUUCCAUCCUGGGGCCAACAGAUGGGAAAAAUGUCUCUGAGUCACAGACAUCUGGAUCGAGUCUUGAAGGUAAGCCAGCUCACACAGCCAGUCCCAUCCACAGUGAGCGGAUAAAGCUGCUGGGUCCUGUCAUCAUGGGGGUUGGACUCUUCAUCCUAAUAUGUGCCACCACAAUCCUGUAUGAGAACAGGGACAGAGAGACUCAGAUGCUGCUGGCUCAGAUGCGCAGUGUAAUCUGCUCUGUGUCCGCAACGGUUCACUUGGCAGAACUUAAAGAAAGAGCUGCAGCCAACUCCAUGGCUAGACCCUACCACUGGGUGAGCAGUUUACCAGCUGCCCAUCUCAACAUCCUGCUGCAGCUGGCCAGCUCUGAGCCGCUGCUUCUCACCAGACACCCCAGAGACCAAGAGCGCAUUGUGGAGGGCAUCUACCAGCAAGCAGUUCUUCAGACAGAAGUCCUCCACGACCACGAGUCAGAGCCUCCGCUCUCCCUCCACUCAUGCUACUCCAACUCAUGUAAUUCUAGUCAGACAGACUUUUACACACAGUUUGGGGCUGAGCACGGGGGCAGUGCCAGCUUCAAUUUGCUGCCCCCCCCACUUGUCAAGCUCAACAGUUGCCUGGUGUCCGCCACCUCUUUAUCCACGCUGGACAAGAUAGAUAUGCCAGCCAUCCAGCCGAGGCGCUGCCACAGUAUGAGCUACAGGACUGACUCGUAUAGAGCUGGAACUGGUAUGCCGGACGGUCACCAUAAAACGGAGGAGGAGGGCAAAAUGAAUCAAGUGGUACUUACUGGAGAGACUGGUUCACAGGUUUGUGUGAACAAGGUUAUGGAGGCUGCAGAAAAGCAAACCUGCCAAAGCUGGCCUCGGCUGGACCUGAUCACUGGGACAUAUGUAAAACUAGAGAACAAAGAACACUCAGUGGAUAAACUGCUGGACCAGUUAGAGCAGCAGUGUUAUCAGUGGGAUAAGAGUCUUGGCUCAGGGCCUUUCCAGUGAUUGGCUGCUCUCCACAGAAGGAGAUAGUCACCCUGAUAACAAAGGAUCAUAAUCAUAUGUUCCCUUGAAUUCCAUAACUGCACUAUAUUGUUUUGUCCGUUGGGGGGCAGAGAGAGAGACCAAACCCUGGAUUAUCUGGAUUACAGUAUUUCUGACAAGGAUGUUCCAAAAUGUGAGCUUAUUCACAUUGUUAAAUGUAAUAUCUAAUAUACACAGGGUAUGGUUAUGCUUGGCUGCAGAAUAGAUUCAGACGAUUUUUUUAUAUGACUAAAGCAACAAUAUACAGACACUUCUGCUGUUUGGGUUGGUUGCAUUGCGAGAAAUCAAAUGUCUCAAUGCCAAAAUUGGUUUCCCUGUUUCCAAGUCGUGUGUGGACAACAUGGUGUAGCAUUGAUAGAAGGGUGAUGGUUUUCACUGUGCUAUCAAUUUUGAACCAAACUAUCUGGACUACCUGAGUUCAUAAAAAGCUAACAGCUCUUCACAAAUGAAACUAGGAUAUAAAAUCUGAUUUCUUUUGCAAUGCAAUGCCUGGCAGUGAUGUAUUACAUGUCACUUAUCUUAUCUUAUUACAUACUUGGAAACAUGUUGCUUUUCGGCUGUUUUGAAAUCAAAAUAUGUCAUCGACAUUAAUCACGUUAAAUACAAAGAGGUUUUUUUUGGAGGGGGGGGGUUGGGGAACUUUUCUGAGAUUAGAGUGAGACAAGGAGAAAAUGUGAUUUUGUGAUCUUUGCAAUAAAACAUCUUUGAUGUGACGUGUCGAGUCUUGGCACUGGAUUCAUAUUAUCAUUACCGUACGUGUUUGGGCCCAAUCUGUGAUCUUUAUCAGAUCAGAUAGACUUUUGGGCAGAACCCUCAAAAGGCCGUAGUUUAAAAGCUUUGAGGGUUCAUCACACAACAUGGAGGCCAUGGUUUGUCUCAAUGUGAUGUUUGUUUGAAGAAGACCACACUGCACCAUCCUAAUAUGUAUGAUACAUUGUUGUGCAUCGGCUCACCUUUUGGAUAAUACUAAACUUUCUAAACCCCCCCCCCCCCCCCUUUUCUUUUUCACCCCUUGUUUGCAGGUAUGCUAUUAAUACUCAUGCAGAGAAUGGUCUUGUGGGUUUUGUGUGUGUAUAAGAACCAAUGACAAUUCAUUCUGGAUUAUUAUAGUUUGGGUCUUACAUUCUUAUUUCUCUUGUAUCAGCUACAAUAAUGCUUUUCACCCGGACCUCCUCCGUAAAAGGUGUGGAACCAACAAUAAAUAGUGUGGAUGUGUGCAACGCAUAGUAACCAGUAUAAUAGCCACUUGUUUUCACUACCACCACAUCCAUCGAUGAGCAUCUCCAGCCCACUGGACUUCUCACAGAUGUGAUAACCCUUCAUCCAGUGUUAAAAACAUUACCAUAUUUUAAUAAUGAUAACACCUGGACCACCAGUGAUGUGUGAGUCAGUGAAACAGCUGAGUCCUCCAAGUAAUGGGGGUCGGUCAUAAGCAUUUCUAGGCUGUUUAAUCCUUGACAUAAAAAAAAGGAGUUCUUUUGGUUAUUAGUGAAUAACUAUUAGUGAAGUGAACUUUUUCUGUGCUGUCUUUAAAGAUGGUGCAUGAUCCUGAGUUAGUGCAUAUUUAUAUAUAAUACAUAGUAGUAAUAAGAAAUAAUUUUAAAAUGUUUUAAUGCUAAACCAAAAGGAAAAUGCUGGAGAGGAAAAUAUUGUCUUUUACAUAACAAGCUGCAUUUUAAUUCAAACCAACCGCAAUGCUCACAAAUACAAACAGUUAAUAUGUGUAAGUGUAAGUUCAUUAACUGAAUUCUAUAUUCAGAAGGCUAUUACAUUUUAUUAUCCGAAAAGCCCAGCGGCACCCCCCCAUACCAGGAUGGUUUGACCCAACUUUGCUUACGCCACCUGUCAAACCCUUUACGAAAAGAAAAACAGCAGCAGCGACAAAUGUACUUUUUCUGGUGUAAUUUGAGACAUUUUGUGACUGACGUGAUGCACGUGGCAUUCUCACUCUUCUCACCGAGCCGCCACCCCCCCCCGCCUUUCCUCCCCCCAAAGCACACCCAAGUGGUUCAGGUUCAGUUCAGGGUUGAUCAAAUAUAAAUAUUUAGGUUCAAAUAACUUUGGGUUUCAUGCAUUUUCAUGCUGUCCUUUGUCUCAGCCCCGCUUUGCCCCCAUCUUCCUCCCUACACAUUCUGAUUAAACAGAUCUGUGAGGCGCCAAUAACAAAUUUCUUAUUUAGGAGACCAAGCUGACAUAACCGGCCACAUUUGCUGACUGGAAAUUGCAAUGUUAUUAUCACCCAUCAGAAUAAAGGCCGAAGACCCAUGUCCUAAAAAGCCUGAUCCGUAACAAAAGUAGUUUCUUUUUAUUGUCCUUCUUGUUGCCACAGUAGUAGCUUGUAGUGAAAGCAGGGAUCCUCCUGCAUCCCCCCCUUCCCUCGUCCUUUCCCUCCCCCAGCCUUUUGUGAUAGAUAAAAAAACUGAUAGUAUGUCAUUGCAGAUGUGCAAAAGUGACCCCUCCACCUGUGAAAGUCAUACUCUAGUAUUGUCUGUCUGUGGUGCCUGUUCCGUAUGCCAUGUGUGACUCUCUGUGUUCUAAAUGUAUACCAAACAAUAUGAGCAGUCUGACCAAACAAUCAUGGGUGUCUCUUGUCAACCACAGAAUUUCACUUUGUUGAAUAAUGGCGGCAGUCGCGUUCAUCGACAGACCCCGGGUCGCCCACUGACUGACUCCGACAUGCCUUUUUCCAACGGUCACUCCCCUGCACAUCCCUUCACACUCCAUAUGUACAUACACUCACAGUACAGUUGUGUAGAGUAUGAUUAACUGUUCGCCUCAACACCUUCGUUUUAUUUUCCUUCUGUCUUUUAUAUUCCUGUAGUUUAUAUUCUUUUACUUUAUACUGUAGAUUUAAAUAGUAAUUUUGUAAAUUGAACAAAAUGAAAUUGAAUGUCAUUCUCCUGCACUGUGUUAUUGUUGUCCACUGUCUUAUUGUCCAAUGUCAUGCACCAACCGCCAUGUCAAAUUCCUUGUAUGUCUAACGUAAUUUGGCAAUAAAUGUUCCUGAUUUCUGA
Messenger RNA from Gasterosteus aculeatus aculeatus (three-spined stickleback), 4926 nucleotides. NCBI's taxonomy places the organism in Eukaryota, Metazoa, Chordata, Actinopteri, Perciformes, Gasterosteidae. The record is from RefSeq and is a predicted model, not a curated record.